This is a messenger RNA of Mixia osmundae IAM 14324, 1500 nucleotides long. RefSeq lists its product as uncharacterized. Lineage: Eukaryota; Fungi; Basidiomycota; Mixiomycetes; Mixiales; Mixiaceae. The record is from RefSeq and is a predicted model, not a curated record. Bases 1 to 1500 code for a protein of 499 amino acids. The transcript is spliced from 12 exons.
AUGAUGCGCAGGAAUGCUAUGCUCGCUCUCGUCGCAUCUCUUGUUGCAGUUGCCUUUGCCCUGCCCGCCGAGCAAGUCCAAGCCUUGACAUUGACAUCUGCUAGUCUCACCCGGCGUGACUCUGACCAAGACACCUGGGCCUGCUCACUCAACGUCUACACGCCCGUCAGCGUCCAAUGCCAAUUUGACUUGGAGUUCUUUGCCAACAAUCCGGCUACCAGCAAGAUGGUCGCUACUGGUACACAGGGCUGCAUUGCCAUCCGUACCAUCACCGUCGUCGUCCCCAACAAGACUGGUGUCAUGGGCGUCUAUAUCGAGCUUCAGUCGGACGACAAGCAGUCAGUCUGGGUCAUCACAGCUUCAGCUAACCUUGCCACAGGUGGCUGGACGGCCUGGCUGCUUGCCAAGGGUACCCAUACCGGCAAAAUCUCAUACGACGACACCUCGCUCGCAACGCUCGAUUUUGGCCAGACCAGACAGCUGGCCCCCUCACAGUCCUACGACGUUCUUGUUGCGCUCGCUUUGCUAAGCCUUUGCAAGAUCGAAGCUAAGAUGCGCUCUUUCGCCGUGUUCGCCAUUGCCUCUGCUGCUUCCGUAUGCGCUGCAGUUAUCGGCAGCAUCAAAGUCGAUACGAACGCCGCCGCCAUGCGACGUUUCUACCAGCCCGGUACUUUCACAGUCGAAUUCCUGACUAAUGACGAAAAGCCAUUCCACUGUAUCUUUGAUGUCGCAAUGGAUUUCGAUGCAGCUCUUGGUCAGCGCUACCAGCCUACAAACUUUGCGCCAGGUUGUCACCUCGGCAAAGUCUCAACGAACGAACUCUUGGGGAACAUUAGCAUCUUUAUCGAAGUUCUUAGUUCUGACAAGAGCACAACGAUUGAUUUGUCCAUCACUGCCGAUAAACAGACGAGCAUCUGGACAGCUUGGCUCUUGUCCACCGCUUCGCACGUCGGCGCCACAUACCUGGGCGACGAAACGAUGCGCCUUCUCGCACUACUCGCCGUUGCCUCCGUUACUCUCGUCAAGGCCGCCACGAGCGGCGGCAACAAUGAUGACUCGCACAUUGUCGCUAAGCGAGUGAUCCCCCGAACCGUCUUCACGGUCGAUUUGCUCAUCGGAGGCAACACCUUAUUUGAGUGUAUCUUCGACGUCGAGACAGACUUUGGCGCACCUCUGAGCCAGCGCUACACGCCCGGCAAUUUUCACGGAGACUGCCAGCUCGGCAGGAUCUCGGUCAACGAGCUCCUCGGUGACAUUAGCGUACUCAUUGAGCUUGUCAGUACUGACAAAACUACAACCAUCGACAUCUCCGUAGCCGCCGAUAUGCAGACGGGGACCUGGCGAGCUUGGCUUCUUUCUACCGCUUCACAUGUCGGCAGCACCUACCUUGACGACAAGACAGGCGCAGACCUCCUGCUUAAUGAUGAUGCUGAUAGCGGCGCCCAGCUUCCGCGCUGCUUUUACGACACUAAGCUCAAUCAGCCAGGUGUCAGCUGUUGA